Molecule: messenger RNA, 991 nt
Organism: Kockovaella imperatae
Lineage: Eukaryota; Fungi; Basidiomycota; Tremellomycetes; Tremellales; Cuniculitremaceae
Product: Mago nashi protein
Exons: 9
Coding region: 238-699 (153 amino acids)
Biological process (GO): RNA splicing
Cellular component (GO): nucleus; exon-exon junction complex
Source: RefSeq, a predicted model, not a curated record
CAUGACGUGGACCUCUUUGACUCCCCCGAGCCCUGCUGCUCCGCUCAGAAAUCUAUUGACAAGCUGUCUUCGCUAGUCUAUCCAAGCUUAGAGUCGAAUCUAGAACUACCUCACUCGCCCACGUACUGUAUUAUCGAAAGGCUUCAGAGCAAGUUGUGAUAUCCGCUUCAGGGAAAGACCAGCGAGCGUCGAAAAAAGGCUCUGACACGACCCAUUUUCCUUACACCUCAGUCCAACAUGGCGUCCACAGACUUGGAGAGAGAUCCAUUCUAUGUCCGAUACUACACCGGGCAUCAAGGAAUGCAUGGCCACGAGUUUCUGGAAUUCGAAUACGCUCAUGGCCGUAUCAGAUACGCCAACAACUCAAAUUACAGGAACGACUCGCUGAUCAGGAAAGAGAUGUAUGUCUCUGCGACCGUUGCUGAGGAGUUGAAGAGAAUCAUCCGGGAGAGCGAGAUAACAAAGGAAGACGACGCUUCUUGGCCGAAGAAGAACAUCGUAGGAAGGCAAGAGCUGGAAGUGCGAGUCGACAAGGAUCACAUAUCGUUCGAGACCGCCAAGAUUGGGUCUCUGGCAGAUGUCAAUGAGAGCUCUGAUGCGGAAGGCUUGCGGGUGUUCUACUAUUUGGUCCAGGACUUGAAGUGCUUCAUCUUCUCCCUGGUAUCCCUUCAUUUCAAGAUCAAGCCCAUCCAAGUUUGAUCACCUCCCGAGGUGGAACAGUUCAAAAGGGUGCCCCAUAUGGGUCAGAGCGAAUCAUAUGCAUGAUUGUAUAGUAGAUGUGCUUGAUCUCCCGACCCAGAUCAUCCGUACAAGUCUGAGACUGAGUUGAUCACUCAGCAAUGCUCGCUGUGAUGACCCAAGGGCCCCAACAUGAUCUUGCCUUCAUAUGUAUCUAUUGGAAAAUGUCGCCCCCAGCGGAAUUCUUCGGGUGGACCGGAACAAGGUCGAUUUUGGGAACAAUUCGCAUUUCCUUCUCCUUUUUUUGCCGUCC